CAAACACGACAUAUUCAUGUUUUGUGAAAGACAGGAACAGAAGGGAAGAGGCAAGAAUCAUAUUCAUAGGACAGAGGAAGUUGGAAGUUGGUCAGAAUGUUGCAGAACGACGGUAUGCUGUCCAGAGAAGAGUUGCUCCAUCUCUUCACUCGCUUCUCCUUCCUCGUCUCUCAGCCUGGAUCUAAUUCUUUUACAGACGUGAAGAAGAGAAUUUCAGAUGCUGUUCAGGACCAACAGGAAGCUGUAGCUGUAACUACUGCUAUCCAGGAAGAGAUAUUUUUAGAGAUGGGAAUUGAUCCUAGUUUCGGCCUAUCAUGCCUGGGAAAGGUGAAUAUGGUUUAUGAGACUGAUCAGGAGUUGAUGAUUCAGUUUUAUAAAUUUGUUGCAAAUACUAAAUCUAUGGAAAACAGGGAAGAGAUGGCGUGUGAUGAAGGACAGCUUGGACCGGAUGAAUACGCUGAAAGAAUGCACAGUCAAGAAAAACUACAAGAACAGCAACUUGAGAUGCUGAAGCAUAUGCGCAAGUUUGCCCUUGAUGAUCAAUCUGCAAUACUUGACAAGUUGCAUCGGCAGUUGGAAAAUGCCAACUUUGAGUUUGGGGUAUCGGUUUUGUCGUCUGAGCAGAUCCAGGAGAUUGUACGAAGGAGAGUCUCACCUUUAUACAAGCCAAGGUAGAUACUAGAUGGAUUGAAAUGUUUGGCAUGUUCAAUGAUGCGAUGUGGGUUUCAGAUUGCAUUACUUUUUGUGGCUGUCGAUCGCAUGGUUCAUGUCUUUAUAUGGUGAAAAUUUAAGCCUAAUGGUAAAUGAAUUACUGUCUGUUAACUAUAUGUUUUUCUCCUCCUUUCAAAUGAGGA
Molecule: messenger RNA, 854 nt
Organism: Morus notabilis
Lineage: Eukaryota; Viridiplantae; Streptophyta; Magnoliopsida; Rosales; Moraceae
Exons: 7
Coding region: 97-675 (192 amino acids)
Source: RefSeq, a predicted model, not a curated record